This is a messenger RNA of Antechinus flavipes (yellow-footed antechinus), 830 nucleotides long. It is a transcript of the gene AAMDC, whose product is annotated as adipogenesis associated Mth938 domain containing. The record is from RefSeq and is a predicted model, not a curated record. The transcript is spliced from 5 exons. NCBI's taxonomy places the organism in Eukaryota, Metazoa, Chordata, Mammalia, Dasyuromorphia, Dasyuridae. Gene Ontology annotation, cellular component: cytoplasm. Bases 408 to 776 code for a protein of 122 amino acids. Gene Ontology annotation, biological process: positive regulation of fat cell differentiation.
CGUGACCGCGAGGCCUGGGUUGUAGUCUGCUUUCGGCUUCCUAGAGCCGCGGAACCCCGGAGUGACGGGGAAAACCCGGAGCCGGACUUUCGACCUGGGGCUCCAGGACUGAGCCAACGCGGACGUGUGGGCUUUUUUUCUAGAUAUUGCCACUCCACCUCUUCAAUGCAGGACUUCGACUUCUCCAGCCUGGAAUAUUGGAAUAGCUUCCUGUUGGGUUCCACUUCCUCAAAGCUCUCCCAACUGCAAUCCACCCUCUAUUUAGUCACCAAAAUGAUUUUCCUAAUGUGCAUUCUGACCUUCCAACCUCUCUUCAACCCCACUAUCAAUUAGCUCCAUUGUUUCCUUAUCUCCUCUAGUUGCUCCUACAGAAUCUCCAAUUUGUCAGGUUUUGCUUCAUCUCCAGUAUGUCUUCCCCCAAAAUCGCUUCCCUUUCUUGGGGUCAAAUGAAGGUCCAAGAUUGUAGCACAACCUACAAGGACUGCAAAGUGUGGCCAGGGGGCAGUCGGUCCUGGGACUGGAGAGAAACCGGAACCGAGCAUUCUCCAGGUGUGCAGCCUGCAGAUGUGGAGGAAGUAGCCAAAAAGGGUGUGGAAACCCUUGUAAUUGGCCGGGGAAUGAGUGAAGCAUUGAAGGUGCCGGCCUCCACUGUGGACUACCUCCGGAGACAAGGGAUUGAUGUCCUGGUCCUCCAAACAGAGAAGGCCGUGAAAGAAUACAACGCCCUGGCUGCUCAGGGUGUCCGGGUGGGGGGCGUCUUCCACUCGACCUGCUGACCCACCUCCCCACCUUGGAGAAAAUAAAACAGUACUUACAGCCUUUCCUCUCAA